Messenger RNA from Argiope bruennichi, 2126 nucleotides. Its product is annotated as nucleolar and coiled-body phosphoprotein 1-like. Lineage: Eukaryota; Metazoa; Arthropoda; Arachnida; Araneae; Araneidae. The record is from RefSeq and is a predicted model, not a curated record. The transcript has 18 exons. The coding region runs from base 147 to 1967 and encodes 606 amino acids.
UUUUGAGUUUUUCGCGGUUGCGCAGCGUAUAAGCACGCAUAAACGAAUUUAUGGAAACGUUUGCUUUCAUAAUCUGUCAAUUUUACUGAGAUUUAUUACUUUUAAUUUUUCUUUUAAAGCAGAUUCAUAAAAUCCAGAUUGGCAAGAUGGUUUUAACUGAAGAUUCGCGACCAUUUACAAUAUUACGGAAAAGUGCUCAUGACUUCAAUAUUCUAUUCAACGAAGGCAUUGAAAAAUGCCUUUCAACUUUGGAUUCUGGAAUUUCAGACCUCUUGUGUGAUCCUGAUUCCCUAGUAGGUUCAUCUACUGGUGCCAAUAGGCUAAGCGCACAUAUGGAAUUCUCAAAGGCAAAAUAUGAACUAUUUGUCAAAAUGCGAGAGUUUUUUGAAAAAUUUGAGAAAGAUUGUGUUGAGCAAAUAUCUGAAAUGAAAGAAAUGUUCCUGGAAAAUGUUGAAAUUUUCCUUGCAGGUACUAAACUGGAAGUUAAGCUACCUACAUCAGAAGCAUUAUCACAGAUUGAAAAGAAGAGGUCACCAAGCUCAAAAGUCCGUAGUGAACAUUCAACCAUAGCAUCUCCAGCAUCAUUAUAUCCGAAGUUAAUUGAUUCUGCCAAAAAACAAAUUUCUCGAUUAAGUUCACUAAUUCCAAAUGUUGAUACUUCAGAGAUUAUUGAGGAUGAUGAGGAUGAAAUGCAACAAGCUAUUUCUACUCCAGUACGGCAAAAUAAGUCUCCUAAAAGAGUAACAAUACUUACUCCACAAGAAAUGGAAAGAUUAGUUGCUGCUCAAAAAGCUGUAGAAGACUCUGCAGUUAUUGACAUAUCAGAAGAAAGUGAUGAAGAACCAGCUGUUGUAGAAAUUACAUCCAAGAGACCAGGAAGAAAACCAGCAGUUAGUACACCUGCUUCACAAAAGAAAAUUCCAGUGAGAACACCUGUACGAAGGAAUCCGGCUCCUGCUAUGAAAGAAAGCAGUAGUGACAGUGGUAGCGAUAGCAAAUCUGCUAAUACCCCCAUUCGAAGGAGAAAUACUAAAGCCAAUGAAAAAGAAGUUUAUGAAAAUAUUAAUGUUGAACAAAAAGAAGAUUCUUUACCACAAGUGGAAAUAAAAUCCAGAAGAACUACACGAUCUCAACUUUCUACCCCAACUGUCUCUACUCCAAGCUCUACAUCUGGAAGAAAGGGAAGACCUCCUCGCCGAAAGGCAGAUGCUCCAGAAGAUUCUCAGCAGGUUGAAGCUGGUCCUAAAACUCCCAAGAGUGUGCACUUUUCAUCUGACAUUGAAUCUAAUGCAGAUUCAGAAAUCCAAACCUCGGAAUUAUAUGUGCCGUUUUCAGUUGGAAUGGACAUUCAUGAAGAUUUAGAUGUGUACUCUCCUGAUGUCAAGAUUUCAAAAGCAACUCCUCGUCGAAAAACUGCAGUUUUAAGUCGAGUAAUGGAUGAUUUCUCAGAGAUUAAUUUAACUCCAGAUGUUACCAGAGGAAAAUCAAAAAGAAAAACAAUAGCUGGUCCAGUUUCAGAUGAAGCAGUUGCUCCGUCACCCAAAAGAUUAAGAACGGGACGCAGGAGCAAUAUUAUGCCAUCAACUUCUGGAGAAGAUGAGCCUAUGGAUUCUAAUUCUUUGGCUAGUGAUGGAGCUUCUGAACAAGAACACUAUUCUCCUUGGAUGCCCCUUUCAGACAUCAGUGGCAGCGUUCCCACACAACCAGGAAUUUAUGAAUUAAAAGUUGCAGCAGCUAAAAAACCUGCAUACAUUGGAGGCUGCGACAAUUUGCGCCAAAAGCUUACACUGCACAAACUGAAGCAAAAUUCUGGCCACAAACAUCUUGAUAAAUUCAUUGACCGCAACUUAUCCAACAUUUUGGUUCGAUAUGAGCAACUUUCUUCUGCUGCUGAUGCUAAAUCUGAAGAGAAAAUCCGAGUGAAAGCGUUUGUAGAUCGUUUCAAAAAUCCUCCUGCUUACAACUAAACUGCAUCAACUAUGUUAUUUGAUUUUUUUUUUUUUUAUGAAACUUCAAUGAUAAUGUAUUUUAAAUGUAAGUUUUUUGAUGAAACAUUUUAAUUCAAGUAUUUUAUUCAUUUCCAUAUCUAGUAUUUUGAAAUAAAAGUACAAAUAAUUUUGUUUUUA